Benincasa hispida (wax gourd) is the source of this 498-nucleotide messenger RNA. NCBI's taxonomy places the organism in Eukaryota, Viridiplantae, Streptophyta, Magnoliopsida, Cucurbitales, Cucurbitaceae. The record is from RefSeq and is a predicted model, not a curated record.
AUGGUUUCUCCUUUACCAAAGGAGGAAGCUGACAACAUUUAUCCUCUUCUUGUUCAGUGUGGCAUGGCAAUAAAGGUACCUCACCCAAGUUACCCAUCUACACGAAUCUCUAUUCAAGUGCCUAACCUUGGCAUUCACAUCUCACUGUAUGUCUAUUAUGCUUUGUUUGCUGGAUUUAUACAUGAGAUUGAAUAUACAGGAUCUUGGGACAUGUACGAUCCAGAGGGAUAUUCUCUUUGGUUCUGUGAUUACAAGUACAAUGAUGAGAAUACUGUUUCAUUCGUGACUUUGAACAAGGUUGGUGGCUUUCUCCAACGAAUGGAUCUCGCUCGUAAAUAUGCUUUCAGGAAGAUGUUAGUGAUUGGAUCAGAACCUCCAUUUAAGGUGAAAGGUUUAUGGCUUUUCCGUGGACAAGAGAUCCCAAAAUUCGUCCUGGACGAGUGCUACGACAUUGAACUUUAUGAAUGGAGGAAGGUUGAUAUAUCGAACAAGGGAUAA